UGUGGGGUUUUUUUUCAGAAAUCCUGCCAGAAACCUGUGGACAAAUACAUCGAGUAUGAUCCUGUUAUCAUCUUGAUUAAUGCUAUUUUAUGUAAAGCGCAAGCAUACAGACAUAUUCUUUUCAAUACAAAGAUAAACAUUCAUGGAAAGCUCUGCAUAUUUUGUUUGCUCUGUGAAGCUUAUCUCAGGUGGCUGCAACUACAGGAUUCAAGCCAAAAUAUAGAUCCUGAUGACUUAAUCAGAUAUGCCAGGGAAUGGGAUUUUUAUAGAAUGUUUGGCAUAGCUUCUUUAGAACAAACUUCAUUUUUAGUUGGCAUUUUUAUUGCGUUGUGGCAGAUGAGACCUGAGAUGCUGAAAACGAAGUCGGACUUCAGUUUACUUCUCAAAGCACUGCUAUUGUCUAGCUAUGGAAAGCUUUUGCUAAUUCCAGCUGUUAUUUGGGAACAUGACUACACACCUUUGUGCCUCAUGCUUAUAAAAGUAUUUGUCUUGACAUCAAACUCUCAGGCUAUCAGAGUUACGUUAAACUUAAACCGAAUGCGUCCUUGGUUGGCCAUCUUCAUUGGAUUAGUUUUGGAAAACGGUGCGAUCUGCUUGUUCCGGAAAAUGGGAUGGAACGUUUGAAAAAUCAGUCCAGAUCUAAAGAAAAACCACCAACAUGCUGAUUAUUUUCUAAGGAUGAUCUCUUCUAGCAGUCCCAAAGUCACUGUUUUCAUAGUGAUAAAGAAAAUGAUAGGUAACAAAUUUUCAUUAGUGGUUUGCUGGAAACAGUUUCAGGAUAAGCUGAAAUGAGAAACUUCAGAACUUUGGCUGUUCAAUGUGAUGAGGCAUAAAACUUCAGCCAUAGCUUGUUUAUUUUCCUACCAAAAAUAUGAAUGUGUCACCAUCCUAAGAGCUUUAUAAAUCUGGCUGUAUAGCUGCGGUUGUAACAAGAAAGGUACCCUAAAAAAUUUCAGCACCGCUACCAACCACUGCAUUUUGGCAGAAAGAGGGGGAAGAAUUGUUCCUUUAAGAGAAAGGAAAGCAGUCAGUGGAAAAAGCGUACAAAACAAAAUUUGAUAUCUCUGCAAAAGCUGAUUUUUCAAAGAGAAAGAGAGAGAGAGAGAGAUGAACAUGCACAGAUUAUUAGAGAAAAGGCAAGUAUUGCAGAGUAAAACUACAGUGGAAAAACUAUGUUGUGUUCUCUGGAAUGCUUAUAGAACAAUCCAAAAUAAUAAAAUACUUAGUUCCAGAGUAAUCCCUAGGAGUUAUAGUUUUAAUCAGCUUCAUUUGAAAUUUUAUAUGAUCUUAUAAAUUCUGUUGCACUGUUCUGAAAGAUGAAAAGAGAGGAAAGGACUGUGAUACCCAACAUACAAGGUUGUUUGGGAUAGUGCUGCUGUUGUAGUUAAUAUUCAACCAUCUCCCCCUAGACGAGCCCUCCCGGACAGCUGGUUUAGUGGAAGCACAAAGUGAAAUAUGAGGCUGCCUAGCAGUGUUCUUUUAUAGAGUAGUACAUAUUGAAAAAGAAACAAGGUUUGGACUAAAUCGGUGAAUAAACAUUUAUGGAAGUUCCAAAUCUUACACCCCAGCAGGCAAAGAAGGAGGGCUGGGCGGUCCACAAAGGAACUAGCAGAAGGAAUUGGCAGAAUCAUUUUCCCAAGACAGGCAGUGGUUAGCACACGAACCUACUUUUUUUUCUGCAGACCAGUUUCCAUCAUGUUCCAUCCAACGUUUAAUUCUCCUGCCUCAUUCUGGAAGGCUGUAGCUCUGUCACUACGCUCCUCAGGUACAACUUCCAUUCUUUGUUUUUUCUCAGCUGCAGUUUCCUGUCCAUCUUUUGCAGAAUGCACUAAAAAACAUUUUGCAAUAUCUUCAAAUCAAUUCUGAGUAGAUGAAGUCUAGAUUAUGAGCCCAGAGGACGGGGGACAUCAGACAUGUUAAAACCCUUGCAACUGCACGUGCCAUAGUAAGCUGUUUCGAGAGAAAAGCAAAUGGUUGCCUAUUCUGUUAUAGCAGGGCAGAGGCUGACCACGCUGCUGUGCCAUGUGCUGCAAUGGGUAUCUUUAUGAGCAUGUGAUAGUGCGGCCAAGGAAGGCAAAAAAAAAAAAAAAA
Struthio camelus australis is the source of this 2091-nucleotide messenger RNA. Lineage: Eukaryota; Metazoa; Chordata; Aves; Struthioniformes; Struthionidae. The record is from RefSeq and is a predicted model, not a curated record.